This is a messenger RNA of Drosophila serrata, 811 nucleotides long. It is a transcript of the gene Polr2E, whose product is annotated as DNA-directed RNA polymerases I, II, and III subunit Rpb5. Gene Ontology annotation, cellular component: RNA polymerase III complex; RNA polymerase I complex; RNA polymerase II, core complex. Gene Ontology annotation, biological process: tRNA transcription by RNA polymerase III; transcription by RNA polymerase II; transcription elongation by RNA polymerase I. Lineage: Eukaryota; Metazoa; Arthropoda; Insecta; Diptera; Drosophilidae. The record is from RefSeq and is a predicted model, not a curated record. Gene Ontology annotation, molecular function: DNA binding.
UAAAAUAAUUUAUCCAUUACAUUGAUCUGGUCACACUAGUCUAUCCGCGUGUAUAAUUUAUAAUUAUUUUUUGGAAAAGACCAUGGACGACGAAGCGGAGACAUACAAACUGUGGCGUAUUCGCAAGACCAUCAUGCAGCUGAGCCACGACCGCGGCUACCUGGUGACGCAGGAGGAACUGGACCAGACCCUGGAGCAGUUCAAGAAUAUGUUUGGCGACAAGCCGAGUGAGAAGCGGCCCUCGCGCUCUGAUUUAAUUGUUUUGGUGGCGCACAACGACGAUCCCACGGAUCAGAUGUUCGUCUUCUUCCCGGAGGAGCCAAAGAUUGGCAUAAAGACCAUCAAGACAUACUGCACUCGCAUGCAGGAGGAGAACAUUCACCGGGCCAUCGUCGUGGUCCAGGGUGGAAUGACGCCGUCAGCCAAGCAGUCGCUCGUGGACAUGGCACCGAAGUACAUUUUGGAACAGUUCCUGGAAUCGGAGCUGCUGAUCAAUAUAACCGAGCACGAGCUGGUGCCGGAGCACGUCGUGAUGACCGCCGAGGAGAAGCAGGAGCUGCUGAGUCGCUACAAGCUCAAGGAAAACAUGUUGAUGCGUAUCCAGGCGGGCGAUCCGGUGGCCAGGUACUUUGGCCUUAAGCGCGGCCAGGUGGUAAAGAUUAUUCGCUCCUCGGAGACGGCUGGCCGGUACAUCUCGUACCGAUUGGUCUGUUGAUGCCCAGAUCUUUAUGUGUAGCUUAAGAAACCUAUGAUAUAAGACAAGGAUUGCGAACUGUAAACGCCAAUAAAUUGCAAUCUUUUCAAAUCCAAA